Molecule: messenger RNA, 3293 nt
Organism: Trichechus manatus latirostris (Florida manatee)
Lineage: Eukaryota; Metazoa; Chordata; Mammalia; Sirenia; Trichechidae
Gene: LMAN2L
Product: lectin, mannose binding 2 like
Exons: 8
Coding region: 23-1069 (348 amino acids)
Biological process (GO): endoplasmic reticulum to Golgi vesicle-mediated transport
Cellular component (GO): endoplasmic reticulum-Golgi intermediate compartment; Golgi membrane; endoplasmic reticulum membrane
Molecular function (GO): D-mannose binding
Source: RefSeq, a predicted model, not a curated record
GGAAGGGUCGGCGGUGGGGAAGAUGGCGGCGACUCCGGGUGCUUCUGGGUGGUGGCAGCGGUGGGGACGUCGCUUGUCGGCUCGGGAUGGGUCCAAGAUGUUGCUCCUGCUCCUUUUGUUGGGGUCUGGGCAGGGGCCACGGCAAGUCGGGGCGGGUCAGACGUUCGAGUACUUGAAACGGGAGCAUUCGCUGUCGAAGCCCUACCAGGGUGUGGGCACGGGCAGCUCGUCGCUGUGGAAUCUGAUGGGCAAUGCCAUGGUGAUGACCCAGUAUAUCCGACUUACUCCAGACAUGCAGAGUAAACAGGGUGCCCUGUGGAACCGGGUGCCAUGUUUCCUGAGAGACUGGGAGUUGCAGGUGCACUUCAGGAUCCACGGGCAAGGGAAGAAGAACCUGCACGGGGAUGGCUUGGCGAUCUGGUACACAAAGGAGCGGAUGCAGCCAGGGCCUGUGUUUGGAAACAUGGACAAAUUUGUGGGGCUGGGAGUAUUUGUAGACACCUACCCCAAUGAGGAGAAGCAGCAAGAGCGGGUGUUCCCCUAUAUCUCAGCCAUGGUGAACAACGGCUCCCUCAGCUAUGAUCACGAGCGGGACGGGAGACCUACGGAGUUGGGGGGCUGUACAGCCAUUGUCCGCAACCUCCAUUACGACACCUUCCUUGUGAUUCGCUAUGUCAAGAGGCAUUUGACGAUAAUGAUGGACAUCGACGGCAAGCAUGAGUGGAGGGAUUGCAUCGAGGUGCCUGGGGUCCGUCUACCCCGGGGCUACUACUUCGGCACCUCCUCCAUCACUGGGGAUCUCUCGGAUAAUCACGACGUCAUUUCCCUGAAGCUGUUUGAGCUGACAGUGGAGAGGACCCCAGAAGAGGAGAAGCUGCAUCGGGAUGUGUUCUUACCCUCGGUGGACAACAUGAGGCCGCCCGAGAUGACGGCCCCACUGCCACCCCUGAGUGGCCUGGCCCUCUUCCUUAUUGUCUUUUUCUCCUUGGUGUUUUCUGUGUUUGCCGUUGUCAUUGGUAUCAUACUCUACAACAAAUGGCAGGAACAGAGUCGAAAGCGCUUCUACUGAGCCCCCGUGUUGCACUGCCUCUUUGUCCCCUGUGCGGUGUCCAGGGGCAGGCGCUGGCCUGAGGAUGCAGCCUGGCGGGUCUUCUCCAGUCUCCAGCAGCUGGUUGGGGACUGUGUUCUGUCACUGGAGCUUUGAAUGCAGGGACACCCACGGGGCCCUCUGACUGGUUCAGGGCCCCCGCUGCCCCAGGGCAGUGCUCCUGUGCUGUGCCUUUCCCUGUGGUCCUUCCAGCUGUGAUGCCAAAGUCACAGAAAAGAAUUUCAUAGCCCAGGCUGCCUGUUGCUGGACUCAAGAGGACCCUUGUACUUUCUUUUUAAACCCUCAAAGUAUAGAAAACUGACAGUUCUUCAUACCUCCCAGCCAUCCAUCCAUCGGUUUUUGCCCGAGCCUCUGUCCGCCUGAGGAGCUUCCCUUGGAAAUGCAGAUGGAAACGUCUUCCCUGCCUUGCCUUCCUCUCUCCCUUCCAUUCGUUGUCCUCUCUGAGUGCAACCUGAGCUGGAAAAGACAUUUGGAUGCCUCUUGGCUGAGGGUGGGGCUCCGGAGCAAACUUGCGUUCACUGACCUUCGUUUUCUUCAGUGGCCGAGAGAGAGGACGCUAUCUGCUCUGGCUCGCUGCUGCAGCCCUUGUUCUCUCGUGAGCCUUGGGUCUGUUGCUGUGUCCGUGAGCAUCCUGAUCAGGUCCCUGCAGGCCCUCAGUCGAGCUGAUGGUUGGCGUGCGCGGCAAGUACAGCUUGGAAGACUUCAUGGCCGUCACAAGAUUAACUGUGAAGCUGACUAGCUCGGGGUGUGACAGUGAAGCAGCGUUUGUCCUGUGCUCUGACGGCCAUAUGGAGAUGUUUCGGAACUCUCUGGAGCCUGCUUAGCUGCAUGUUUUGUGCUUACCAUGAUUUUUGGAACCCCACUUUGAGUGUGAAAAAUACAAGGAAGCUUUCUUCUCACAGCCUGGACUUGGAUACUCCCCAAAGAAGAAAUUUGGCUUCUUUCCUUAGUGGAUAAGAAAAAGUUGCUGUUCUCACGUUACAAGUCUGGGGAGCAAUAGACCCUCAUCCUCUGUGCCUGAAAGAGUGUGUUGUCACUGAGCAUCUGAGCCUGAGUGUCAGCCUCCGUGUGUCUGUCCUUCUCCUGCUGCCUUAUCCAACGAGGGGUCAUACGCUGCUCACCUGUCCGCCCCAUGAUUAAACCGAUUUACAGGCCAGCGUCUCCCUGGAGGACCUGGAACUCUGAGGCGUUCCUAGCCACGUGCUGCUUUAAACCCGUUGCCGUCGAGUCAGUUUUGACUGUAGCAACCUUAUAGGACAGGGUAGAACUGCCCCACGAUUUCCCAGGCUGCAAAUCUUUACAGAAGCAGACUGCCUCAUUUUUCUCCUGCAGAGCGGCUGGUGGGUUUGAACCGCUGACCUUUCGAUUAAUAGCUGAGCGCUUAACCACUGUGCCACCAGUGCUCCUUUGUACUUCUGUAGCCUAAGGGAAAUUCUUAAAAUGGCUGAUGAGUGCCAAACACCAACUUCUGACUCGAUAUCCUUCCUUUUAGAGGUGGGUUUUGGGGAAGGGCCAGAAUUUUUUCCUGAACCUCAAGCCCAUCAACCAUUGACUUGCCUUCUCCUGGGUUGGGAAAGCCUUCAGCCUAGCCCAGAAGGAAAGGAAGGGUCACCUUGGCUGGGUGGAGGUUUCUGUUUUCUAGAGCCUUCUUAUAUCCUUCCCCAUGUCUUAAGCAUCACGGGCUGGAGUGCUCUCCUGCAUGUGGGAUUAAAGUGGGCCAAGACUGAGGGGAACCUCCUUCCACCUUGCCUACAACAGCAGAGAAGCGCUGGAUGCCGCAGGAUAGACUGACCUGUAGCUUGGUGUUACGACUAGGUGGAACAAAAGAUCAAACGGCUGUCUGUCUCUUUUGAGUUCAAGGGGAGAUUGGAUGGGUCUGUGUGGUUGGAGGACCUAGGUGGGUGCUUGAGGUGGCCGAGGCAGUGUGGAAGAGAGGGAGUUCUCAUCGGACUGUGUGUGUAAGAAAGAAAUCAAGCCCAUGGAUUUUGUAUGAUUCCAGCUCAUGAACUCCUGGAGAGUUUAAAGAGGGCAGGGAAUACAUGAAAUACCGUCUCUACCCUGUCUGGGGAUGCUCUUACAAAAAUAUGUGGCAUAAGAAAUCUUGAUCUAGCAUUGUAUAUCCUGCCCAGCUCUUGCUUUUUGUUCUAGAAACAAAGUCCCCCUUUGUGAAUAGGGAACCCUGGUG